Messenger RNA from Hyaena hyaena (striped hyena), 5701 nucleotides. It is a transcript of the gene SMURF1, whose product is annotated as SMAD specific E3 ubiquitin protein ligase 1. The record is from RefSeq and is a predicted model, not a curated record. Bases 280 to 2475 code for a protein of 731 amino acids. Lineage: Eukaryota; Metazoa; Chordata; Mammalia; Carnivora; Hyaenidae. Gene Ontology annotation, biological process: ubiquitin-dependent protein catabolic process; negative regulation of BMP signaling pathway. Gene Ontology annotation, molecular function: ubiquitin protein ligase activity; protein binding. The transcript has 18 exons.
GGUGGUGGUGGCGGCGGCGGCGGCGGCGGCGGCGGCGGCGGCUCCGGACUGGGCUCUGCUGGGAGCGAGCGAGGGUCGGGAGCGCCGGGUCGAGCGCGGAUCUCCCGGCUCGACCAUCCUUCCGCCGCCCAGACGCCUGGGCCGCGGAGUUUGUGUCCCGGCUCGGACCCCGGCGCCCAGCCCGGAGCCGUAACCUUGAGGCGGCGGCGGCGGGGCCGGGCCGGGCCGGGCCGGGGGGCGGCGGCGCUGGAUCCGCGGCUGCCCGAUCGUUGGCGGGAGAUGUCGAACCCCGGGACGCGCAGGAACGGCUCCAGCAUCAAGAUCCGUCUGACAGUGUUAUGUGCCAAGAACCUUGCAAAGAAAGACUUCUUCAGACUCCCUGACCCCUUUGCAAAGAUUGUGGUGGACGGAUCUGGGCAGUGCCACUCAACGGACACUGUGAAAAACACAUUGGACCCAAAAUGGAACCAGCACUAUGAUCUAUAUGUUGGGAAAACGGAUUCCAUAACCAUCAGCGUGUGGAACCACAAGAAGAUUCACAAGAAGCAGGGGGCUGGCUUCCUGGGCUGCGUGCGGCUGCUUUCCAAUGCCAUCAGCAGAUUAAAAGAUACUGGAUACCAGCGUUUGGAUCUAUGCAAACUAACUCCCUCAGAUACUGAUGCAGUUCGUGGCCAAAUAGUGGUCAGUUUACAGACACGGGACAGAAUAGGCACUGGAGGGUCUGUGGUAGACUGCAGAGGACUGUUAGAGAAUGAAGGAACCGUGUAUGAAGACUCAGGACCUGGAAGGCCGCUCAGCUGCUUCAUGGAGGAGCCAGCCCCUUACACAGACAGUACUGGUGCUGCGGCGGGGGGAGGGGACUGCAGGUUUGUGGAGUCCCCGAGUCAAGAUCAAAGGCUCCAGGCGCAGCGACUUCGAAAUCCGGAGGUCCGGGGGUCACUACAGACGCCUCAGAAUCGUCCCCACGGCCACCAGUCACCAGAACUGCCCGAAGGCUAUGAACAAAGGACAACAGUGCAGGGGCAAGUUUACUUUUUGCACACACAGACUGGAGUGAGCACGUGGCACGACCCCAGGAUACCAAGAGACCUUAACAGCGUGAACUGUGAUGAGCUCGGACCGCUGCCACCAGGCUGGGAAGUCAGAAGUACAGUCUCUGGGAGAAUAUAUUUUGUAGAUCAUAAUAACCGAACAACCCAGUUUACAGACCCAAGGUUACAUCACAUCAUGAAUCACCAGUGCCAACUAAAGGAGCCCAGCCAGCCGCUGCCAUUACCCAGUGAGGGCUCUGUGGAAGACGAGGAGCUUCCAGCCCAGAGAUAUGAAAGGGAUUUAGUCCAGAAGCUGAAGGUCCUCAGACACGAGCUUUCGCUUCAGCAACCCCAAGCUGGUCAUUGCCGCAUCGAAGUGUCCAGAGAAGAAAUAUUUGAGGAGUCUUAUCGCCAGAUCAUGAAGAUGCGGCCGAAGGAUCUGAAAAAGCGACUGAUGGUCAAGUUCCGGGGAGAGGAAGGUUUGGAUUAUGGCGGAGUGGCCAGGGAGUGGCUCUAUUUAUUGUGCCACGAAAUGUUGAAUCCGUAUUAUGGACUCUUCCAGUAUUCUACGGACAACAUUUACAUGUUGCAAAUCAACCCGGAUUCUUCUAUCAACCCUGACCAUCUGUCUUAUUUCCAUUUUGUGGGUCGGAUCAUGGGUCUCGCCGUGUUCCAUGGACACUACAUAAACGGGGGCUUCACGGUUCCCUUCUAUAAGCAGCUACUGGGGAAACCCAUCCAGCUCUCUGAUUUGGAGUCGGUGGACCCAGAACUCCAUAAGAGCUUAGUGUGGAUUCUAGAGAAUGAUAUCACCCCUGUGUUGGACCAUACUUUCUGUGUGGAACACAAUGCUUUCGGGAGGAUUCUUCAGCAUGAACUGAAACCCAAUGGCCGCAAUGUUCCUGUCACAGAGGACAACAAGAAAGAAUAUGUCCGGUUGUAUGUAAAUUGGAGGUUCAUGAGGGGGAUUGAAGCCCAGUUCUUAGCUCUUCAGAAAGGGUUUAAUGAACUCAUUCCCCAACACUUACUGAAACCGUUUGACCAGAAGGAACUAGAGCUGAUCAUAGGCGGUCUGGAUAAGAUAGACGUGAGCGACUGGAAGUCCAACACUCGGCUGAAGCACUGUGUGGCCGACAGCAACGUUGUCAGGUGGUUCUGGCAGGCCGUGGAGACCUUCGAUGAGGAGAGGAGGGCCAGGCUGCUGCAGUUCGUGACCGGCUCCACUCGGGUCCCUCUCCAAGGCUUCAAGGCUUUGCAAGGUUCUACAGGCGCGGCAGGGCCCCGGCUCUUCACCAUCCACCUGAUCGACGCCAACACGGACAACCUGCCGAAGGCCCAUACCUGCUUUAAUCGGAUUGACAUCCCACCUUAUGAGUCUUACGAGAAGCUCUAUGAGAAGCUGCUGACAGCCGUGGAGGAGACCUGUGGCUUUGCCGUGGAGUGAAGAGGGCAACCAAAGGCAACAGAUUCUAGCUCAUGACCGCCAGACCCAAAGCAAGCUUUCCGUGCGCCUCCUGCGAAGCUGGCUGAGGCCCGGGAAGCCUAGAUGACCCGAGGGAAAAGGUUUUCGCCCCUCCUUUUCAUUGGGGGAGCAAGGGGGCUGGGGGGACUUUGGCUGGCGGCUCCCACCCAUAUUUUCCUCCUUUCUGACAGUGACCCCACCCCCUUCCAUCGCCCAUCCAAUAAAAUGCGGCCAGGUUUAGCAUUUGGCUUCGGUCACACGGGAUACCCUGCAGCAACUAUAACCCCCGUGGUCGGUGAUAGGCUCACUGCCCUGUGGCCUUUAUAGGAGGAUCAACUCACAAGUUCUGGAACUGAGCUUCGCUUACUGAGGGUUUGUAACUGGUAGCUCUUCUGUCUCCAAACAGUCCUGAGGCCCCUUUUCAAGUUCAGCAGCUCAAAUUCCAGUCACAUCCUUGCAGCCUGCUCUGGGAAGCAGAUGAAUCUCUAACUGAAAAAUAACCGUAUUGUCCGUUGGAAUUCUACCCCAGCUGAAAGCCUGCAUCCAAAGUAUGCUUCCCUUUUGGAAAAGUAAAGGAACUGGGGCAGCUUUUGCUGGAGGCCUGGGGUAUUUUUCAGGGGAUCCUGGCUGAAAAAAUUUUUUUGCAUAGAGAAAAAUGAUCUUUCCUUUUAAAAGUCCCUUUUGCCACAUUAUCUAUCUAGUUUGAGAUAUUUUUCCAGUGAAAAACCACAUAACAGCUUAUAAAAGAACACACCAAACCAGCCUCAGAUCCAUGUCGCCAGUCCUGGGCUGCAGCCCCCCCCCCCCCCCCAACCUGGAUGUAGAAAAGGGUCUGCUGGGUCCCUUGAAUACUAACCAAGUGUUGUGCGGAAAGUUGCUAAGAGCUAACAGAAUUCUGUUGUUGUAGCUGCUGGCUUGAUGCAAAGUAGCCUCAAAGGGAGAGGGGGAACGGGCAACCUCACUGACUUAGAUCCACCCUGAGGGACUGUUUUAAGAAAAGUAGGGCGUGAAUGCAAACCUGACGGUGGAGGGGGCCCUUCCCCCCUGGCUCAUUCUGCUCACUCCCCGGGUGCUGGGUGGGGGCGCUAACAAUCACUGCCCCGUUGCCUUGCCCAGACGUGCUCACGUGAGGAGCAAGGCCAAAGACUGGACCCUGAGUUUCUAACACCAUUUUCCAAUUUGCACAAAAGUUCAAGCAGUAUUUGAACAAGGUGGUUUGGUUUGCGAUAAACUUCCAUGAAGGGCGGCAGCAGCAGCAGCAGCAAAUCAUCUGGUUUGGUUUUUUGUUGUUUUUGGGGGGUGGUAAGUGCGGGGUGAUUCAUCAGGAAGACAUUUCACUGUUGAACGUCUGCCGUUGGUUUUGGAGUUCAGCGUUGGGAUCCAGCCGUGUGUCUGAGAUGGGUUUGGAAGGAGCUUUCGGAUGACUUAUCCCUUUUGUUACUGAUCCCUUUGGAGCGAGGUGGGUUUGGAGGCGAGCUCGCCCCUGUGCGUCUUGCCGUGGUUCUUGGGCUUGCCCCGAAGCGUUCUGUGGCUGCUGCGGGGGAGCUCGGGGACCCUUGGGAGAUAGACACUCCCUCGGAACAAGAAGUCUGACUGGUCCGGUGGGCCGUGGGCUGCCAGCUGUGGGUUCCAGGAGCUACGAGAGUGAGCGCACGUCUGGGCCACCCCUGGAGGUACCAGGGUAGAGAGGGUGUCAAGUGGGCCUGGCUGCAGAGGGGAAAUGAAAUCCGUUCAGGAAGUCUGGGCCAUAUCAUGGGCUUGGACUGUCAGAAGUUCUGCCUUGCCCAAGUCAGGCUCACCCUGUGUCUCGUUUACCAUGAUCCUUCUGCGGGCAUUUCUAGAAGCUGGCUCUCCGUGAUUCUGGUCCUCCCUCGUAACCUUCCUCUGGAAGAGUGAGGAAAUGUCAGCUAGGGCCCUACCCCCACACAGGCCUCCGCUCGAAGGUGUACCUCAACCCUCUGGUGUGAGGAGGAGACCUUCACAGAAGAGCCAAGGCACAUCCAGGCUGAGGGGGGAGCAGCACGGAUUGUUCCCGUGGUUUGGCCCAGACCUGCAGGAAUGAGCAAGGAGACGAGGGUCUAGCAGGACUGUGGCCUUUGGCUCUUGUAAGAUGAUGCUCCUGCUGUUGGGAGGAACGAGAACAGUCCUUAGAACCCACGCUGCCCACGUGGCAGGUGCUGGCCCAGUACGCGUUCCCCGCCUGGAAGGCGUGGCUCUCUGCUUUUCUCCCUCACCAGCCACCCUCAUCAGCUGUGUGUUACAGUGGAGCCCAAAAGAGCAGAACUUUCCAGAGCCCUGGUCACUCUUGCCAGACGGGCCCAUCAGUGGCACUGCACUUCUAGAACCUUAACUACCAACCAUGGAUUGGGCCUUUUGAACCACAUGAAGAGUAGUGUGGCAGACAGUGGGCAAAAUCUCUGGAUCACUCCACUCUGGGUCCGUGUGGACCCUGUUCCCACGAGCUCUCGUUUGUGGCACUCGGUAGUUCCCCACGCCUUCCACCGCCCCCUCUCACCUGUUGGCCCAGAUGCUUCAGGGGCCCAUCUUGCAGGCUUGCCCUCACCAGUGGUCAUCAGCCGAUGCUCAGGGAUGUAGCAAACCGCCGCUCUGCCCUUGCUGUAGGAAGGAAAAACAAAUGGGCUGCUUGGCGGGGGCGCGGGGGGCGGGGUGUGCAGUCAGGUUAGCUCUCUCCCCAGGGGAGAGUCUGCCUGCCGGGAGGCCUGUGCUCCCCGAGCUUGCUUGGCCACGUGGUCCCAAUCCAGGUGAGGGGGGGUCCUCCAACCCGAGCUGUCGGAAUGGCCUUCCGCAGAGAAAAUGCCCCGUCCCCCCAGCCCCGUCCACAGCCAGGCACGUGCCACAUGGCAGCCUUCCCGAAAGAUAGUAUGAAUUUUUAAAAUUGGUUUAUUUUUGUUUCUCAACCACUUUAUAAUGUAUUUUUUAAUUUAUUUUGUAAUGUCUUGUUUUUAAGUAUUGCUGCUAUCCUUGUUAUUCUUCCCACUGUUUUUAUUGCUGAUUUAUUUUGUGAAAAUUGUACACUAAUGUUCUGUUUUAUGUCAAAAUCAGAAGUAUUUAAAGAAAUACUAGUUCUAUUUAAUGUGGUUAUGGAACCAGCUGGAAACACAAAAUAAACAGCGAUUGUACCGCAGGCUGGACCCAGGAGGUCAGGUUCAUUUUGUUACAUAUGCAAUAAACUCACAACUUUACAUUU